Molecule: messenger RNA, 3355 nt
Organism: Salvia miltiorrhiza (redroot sage)
Lineage: Eukaryota; Viridiplantae; Streptophyta; Magnoliopsida; Lamiales; Lamiaceae
Exons: 5
Coding region: 2530-2943 (137 amino acids)
Source: RefSeq, a predicted model, not a curated record
GAAAUUUGUAUCUAUAUGCAUUUUACACAAUUAUGCGUUAAUUAGAGCAAAAUCCACCCAUUUCAUUGUUUUUGAAAUUUCACUGAAAUUUUCUCCCUUACUUCGUCAAGCCGUUUCCCAAUCGAAUCCGGGCCGGAGAUGAUGGACGCACCGGGAGAGGGUGCUUCUACACUGUUGAGACCGAGCACUAUUAAUGUAUUAUCGGACGUGGGCACUUAUUAUAAACUAAAGUAUCUAAGAAAGGUGAAGAAAAUACUAAAGGAAAAAGGUGAUGAACCAUUGUUAAAUAGAUUUAUAGGUGGAUGUUUUGGACAUUUGUUGGAUUGGAAUCCCGGUUCUAAAUGCGCGAUGGCCGUGCAUCAUGUAUUGUCUCGCCAAAUAAAGUCAAACGGUAAUGGUCUACAUUUUUUAUGAAUUAUGCUCUAGUGACCGGGCUUCAAUUUGGUUAUUUUAAUUUUGAUAUGUCACGUAAUCAUGAUGUGGGUAGAGUGGAAGUGUUUAGGAAAUUCACUUGUGGUCAAUCUCAUGUGAAAGUGUCAUUUCUCAUUGAUCUUUUCGACAAUUUUAAAAUUGAUGAUCCGGAUGAGAGUUUAUACUUGAGGGUUGCGUACAUCAUAGUCCUAUAUGGAAUGCUUGUAGGUUAUGAGACUGAUAAAACCGUUGAGAAUUGGGUUUGGGCAUUAGUGGAUGAUCUUGAUGCAUUUAACCGAUUCCCGUGGGGGGCAUAUAGUUAUAAUGUGUUGUGUCAAUAUGCUACAAACUGCAUGAGUAGAAGCUAGUAUAAAUUCUAUGGACAUGUUUGGGCGUUGCAUGUGUGGUCCCUUGAGAUCAUGCCCGACUUAGGUAAUGUGGCCGGUAAUUUAGUUGCCGAGUAUGCGCACCCAAGAUGUUUGAAGUGGAAGUUUCGCAGUAGGCCGCGUACGAGUGAUUUACAUUCUUUUUUCGAGAAAGAGGUAAUUUUUUUUGUCUCUAAUUUAUUUGUUCAAAUAUUGUAUAUAUUAAAUUGAUUUAUUAAUUGGUUUUUUAAAAAAGAAGCCCAAAAUUCCUUUUUUCCUAUUUUCGAAUAAUAUUAGAAUUUAUGUGAAAUGCUAGUGGAAAUGUUGGAAUUUGCAUAAUUCAAAUUGGAAAUGACAUAAAAUCCGCAUUUAUACUUUUUGAAAUGCAAAGUGCGCAUUUCAUUAUUUGGUGGAAUUUACGCAUUUUGUUGCUAUAAGGUUGGAAAGUAUUGGUUUUGUUGAAAGUCAAUUUGUGAAAUACUUGAGCGCAUAUAUGUAUUGGUUUGAAUGCCUCAUAAUUUUUUGUUGAUAAUUCAAGUUCCUCCAAUAUAAUUUGGCCAUUAUUUGAUUCCCCCCAAAUUUCCGUCUGUUUCUUAUGAAAUUGCGAAAUUUAGUUGAAACUAUAAUUGCAAUUUUUAAGCAAUUGUGUAGUUCUGCGCAUAUUCCAUGUCAAUUGUGAUGAUUUAUUUGGAAUUGAUCUUUAUAUUUUAAUUAUUUUUAGAAGCAAGAAAUAUUGCAUUUGGUCCCCGACAAGUUUGAACUGACCACCAUGUACUACUUAUCUACCAUUGGUAUGUAUAUGGGCCCACAGUACGACCAGGCUCAGAAUCAGGAUUUACCAUCAAGGUCUGUACAUGACAUUCAUUGUGAAGAGCAAGAAGAAGAGCCCGAAUUGGCUCUACAUGAUAUACCUAUUCUCGAGCAUGAAUUGCCCAUGAGGGGGAUAGAUAGACGGACGCGGAGUUCAUCGUCCCAUGAAGAGGGUUCUCGUCGACGAGCUAGGGAAAAGCGUGAUAGACCGCCUACUAACUCUUCAUCAUCUAGUAGCGGUGAUCAAGCUAACCGGCUUGUAGACCCUGCCUAUAUAGAGGCCGUUGUGAGGAGGAUGGAUGCGGCAAAUGAUGAGAGGAUGAAAAGGCAUAGUGAUGCUAUAGAUGCACGGAUCAAGAGGACAAUGACGAGAUUUUUGGAGGAUAUUUGAAGGGUAUAUUUAGUUGUAGGAGCGUUGAAGCUAGGGAUGUACGUUCCCCUGGCCCUCUCCCUACACCGGCACCCGAGGCUAGACAAUGUGAUGAUAUACGCGAUGAGGGUGCCGAGGGAGGCGAUCUUCCUCGUGAUGAUAUUGUGACACAAUCUCCAUUUGUUCCACAGUUCUCUCAGUUUGAAUUUGGGAGCACCUCUUUUUUGGGCACUGGUGCCCAAUUGCCUCGUUUCUCUAAUCCGAUCGAUCAAAUGAGAGCUUAUUUGGAUUUUAUAGGAGUGGUGUGAUUUUAAUAUUAAUUUACAAUUCAAUUAAUUCUUUUAGUGCUUUUUUUCCAUUGUUUUGGUCUUUCAAUAGGAGCUGUCUAGUUUUGGAGAAACCUCCCAACAAGUUCAGACGCCGGUAGUGCCUUGAAGAAGUACACGACAAAGAUUUCCAUCUCAACAAUUGAAGUCCCCAUAUGCUACAUCAGGAGAACCUGUUCUUGUUUCAGAAUCGGGGCUACAAAAUUGGAAGUCUUUCCUUAAUGGAGACGAUUCGGGGGUCACGGUGAUGGAUAGUAACCAUAAGCUAAGCAAGAAUUAUUUGAAGAAGAUAAUGCAGCUUGAUUACUGCCUGCCUCAGGAUGUUAUGGAUUUGUUCAUAUUGAGCUGCCAAUCCAAGUUGAUACACCGUGUCAAAAUUCUUGCAUUUGUUACAUCCGAAAACACGGUGAUAUCCUCUUUUGAUUUAUAUCGAGUUUGUGAGCAAUAUUGGGGUGCCUGCUUCGGUAGUACAAGGUUAAACCAUGCUAUAUCCGGGGCAUACGAGUCAUUUCAUGAUUGGAAAGUGCCACAAUCUGUAUUAGACAUGAUUAAAGGAGAGAAUGGAUCGUCCACGUCACAAAAUUGGAUGAGUGCAACUCAGAAUAUGCCCUGGACGUUGGGAAGCCGAGCUACACGACCCGUUAUUUUAUGGUUUGGAUGAAGAAACAAAAGCACUGCGCGGAGCGCAAAUCCAACCAUUGUUGAGCUUGUUUGGUAGAGUUUUGGUAGCAGCCGACCAUUGGACAUCCAACGUUUUUGGAUGGGAAAGGAAGACGCAUCCAUUGGUACUCUAUAUCCCUGGACCAGAUGAUCAGUUUAGUUAGAAGGAUUACAGUUCAUGUGGUCCUUUCGCAUGUAUGGUCAUCGAGCGUAUAAUUUCUGGUGCUCCUAGUAUUACUUGGGGCAACACAUGCGUGAAAAAAUAUAGGGAGAUUAUCGCUGUCAGUGCUUUGAGUAUGUGUGUGGUUGAUUAGAUUGUCUAGGCUUUCGAGAACUAAUUGGUUGACUAGGUACCUUGAUAUGUAUUUGAAUUUUUUGCAUUAAUGCGCAUAAUGACGCCGGUUUAAUGUGCA